UACUCUCUUCUUUCGAUUCAAAAUCGCUGCCGGCUUCAGCACAACCGUAAUCGAACAGAUCCAGGUUGACGCCAGGGCGCGCGCAUUUUGAACAGACAUCAAAAUGGGAGUCGAGGAAAAGACGCGCGCGUCGGGCGAACAGUCCCGUGAGCAGAACGAGCCCGUUCUCCCCACCGUCAACCCCCAGGUCGAAAAGCCACAACCUCCCAAGCCUGCGCUCCAUCCCGCAUUCUAUGUCACUGUCUGGAUUGCCCUCAGUUCUUCCGUCAUCCUGUUCAACAAAUGGAUUCUCUCGACGCUCGGUUUCGCCUAUCCGGUCCUCCUGACCACGUACCAUCUUGGGUUUGCGUCCAUCAUGACCCAGCUUCUCGCUCGGUACACCACGCUGCUGGAUGGCCGGAAGACAGUCAAGAUGACGGGCCGAGUCUACCUCCGCGCCAUCGUUCCGAUUGGCUUCUUCUUCAGCUUGAGCCUGAUCUGUGGCAACCUCACCUAUCUGUACCUCAGCGUCGCCUUCAUUCAGAUGCUCAAGGCCACAACCCCGGUCGCUGUCCUUCUGUCUAGCUGGGCACUCGGCGUCUCGCAGCCGAACCUUAAGGUCUUCCUGAACGUUUCGGCCAUCGUCGUUGGCGUCAUCAUCGCCUCCAUCGGAGAGAUCAAGUUCGUGUGGAUCGGCUUCAUCUACCAAAUUGCCGGCAUCAUUUUUGAGGCGCUCCGUCUCACCAUGGUCCAGCGCCUUCUGAGCUCUGCCGAGUUCAAGAUGGACCCCCUGGUCUCGCUCUACUACUUUGCUCCUGUUUGCGCCGCCAUGAACUUUGUGGUCGCGCUCUUCUGGGAAAUUCCCAAGGUCACCAUGAGCGAAAUUUACAGCGUCGGUCUGUUCACGUUCUUCCUGAACGGCUUGUGCGCCUUCAUGCUUAACGUCUCCGUCGUCUUUUUGAUUGGCAAGACGUCGUCUCUGGUCCUCACCCUUUGUGGUGUUCUCAAGGAUGUGCUUCUCGUCGUCGCCUCCAUGAUCAUCUGGGGUACGGAGGUGACUGUCACCCAGUUCUUCGGCUACAGCAUCGCCCUCUGCGGUAUGAUCUACUACAAGCUCGGCUACGAGGCAAUCAAGGGCUACGCAGGCGAGGCCGGUCGGCAAUGGGCCGACUUUGGCAACCGCCGCCCCGUGCUUCGCCGCAUCUCCACCAUCCUGCUCGUCCUCUUGGUUGUCUUCGCGGUUCUCAAUGAGCUUGCGCCGUCGGUCGACCCUUCGGUGUACCUGGACGAGGCCAAGAGCAAGAUGGGCCUGUCCAAGCUCUAAAGCCGCAAGAUCCAAGACACGGAAAAGGACGAUGGCAAGGGUGUGAUAGGGAAUUGCGCUUUUGGGAUCCUCGCGCAAUGUCUUCUUUGCACCAUACCAUACGACGACUUAAUGCGGGAAAAGUGCAAAAUGGUUCAGAUUCUUUCUGCUCUCGAAACAA
This is a messenger RNA of Thermothelomyces thermophilus ATCC 42464, 1463 nucleotides long. RefSeq lists its product as uncharacterized. The record is from RefSeq and is a predicted model, not a curated record. The transcript is spliced from 5 exons. NCBI's taxonomy places the organism in Eukaryota, Fungi, Ascomycota, Sordariomycetes, Sordariales, Chaetomiaceae. Gene Ontology annotation, molecular function: antiporter activity. Gene Ontology annotation, cellular component: Golgi apparatus; trans-Golgi network; endosome. Bases 104 to 1303 code for a protein of 399 amino acids.